GAUUUUUCUAAUAAAAUGCGAAUUGACCCAAAAGUCGCUUCGACAGGAGAGCCGGUGAUUUCACUGAAGUUACCUGGUGUUAAUUUUUACCAGGGGUUGUAUACUAAAUUUUGGCGCAGAUCACCAACCCUCCUGGGUAAAUCAUUUAAGGUUCUUGUGUGUGCCUGUCUAACUUUUGUUGCUGGUCUUGAACUCGGGAAAAUGAAAUUGUCGAGAAGGGAUAGCAAUGCGGGUGCUGAUAACCCCUCGACCUGCCCUGAUGAGGACUUCGACGUGGCAACCCUGACAUGCAGGGGUGCAGCACCAGCGCCGGAUCGCCAAGUCCUCACUCCAACAGACCCAUCACCACAUCAUAAGAACAAAGAUCAUCACGGCGGUAAAAAGAAGAAGAAAUCACGCUAAAGAGGAAAAAAGAAGGGAAAUAUGACCUGAGAAUCUUUUUUAUAACAAGUGACAACAUUGCUCAGCCAUGAGACUCAAUGCACAUGAUUUUUAAAACAUAAAAUUUUUUCUCUCGAAA
This is a messenger RNA of Bemisia tabaci, 520 nucleotides long. RefSeq lists its product as uncharacterized. Lineage: Eukaryota; Metazoa; Arthropoda; Insecta; Hemiptera; Aleyrodidae. The record is from RefSeq and is a predicted model, not a curated record.